Pisolithus orientalis is the source of this 591-nucleotide messenger RNA. RefSeq lists its product as uncharacterized. Bases 1 to 591 code for a protein of 196 amino acids. Lineage: Eukaryota; Fungi; Basidiomycota; Agaricomycetes; Boletales; Pisolithaceae. The transcript is spliced from 8 exons. The record is from RefSeq and is a predicted model, not a curated record.
AUGAGCACUUCAUCAAGGGGAAAGCAAGGGAACAAGAUGAAAGAGAAGUUUCUUGAGAACUCUGGAAUGAAUCUGUCUGGAAACUCAGCAGCAACCCAGAUCAACCUUGCAGAGGAGCAAUCUCUCUCACCAGCACACCUGAAGUGUCUCAUUCUCAUUCCUACCCAUAUGUCCAACAAGGGCAGUGUGCUUGACUAUGCCCUGCCCACACUUGCUGCAAGUGUACCAUUGCAGCACACCAAGUUAGCACAAGGGUGGCUUUGGCCUGGAGAAAUGACACCAAAUGAAGCACAGGAGGUCCAUGAAAUCACCAUCAAUGCAAGAACUGGUCUGAAGAUCUAUAUGAUGCAGCAAUACCAUAUGAUUGAGAUAUCCAGUUUCAAACACUGGCUGGAGCACAAUGCCAUGAAAGAAAUGAAAAAACUUCAAGAUAUCACAACAAACAUCUGCAAUGACUUCAAGAAUAAUGAGUAUGGUACAAGCUGGGUGCCUUUCAGCCUCCCAGCCCUCAUUCAAACUGUGGUCACCCUGCUCUGGGGUAACAAGCAAUGCAAGUGGUAUCUUGACAUUAAUAGAAAUUCUAGUACAUAG